AUGGGCCUCUAUCUGCUCAUCUUCUCAUCGCUCCUGCUUGCUAUCAUCCUUGCUGCUGCUUUCUACUAUCUACAAUCACAGCAAGGGAUCUUGACUCUCCCGCUCACUGCACAACAAUCCAUUGUGCUCAUCACUGGGCCUACUGCUGCAGGCAAGACUGCCCUGCUGCAAAGACUAGCAUAUGGCCAUGCUACCAUCAAGCCAACAUACACUUCACAAGCCAUCAAUAGUGCACGCUAUGUCUCUGCGGGGCAAAAGACGCGUCAACUAGUCGACGUCCCAGGCCACCCGAAAUUGAGCGGGUUGAUGACGACUGCUCAAGGUCUAGGCAAGCUGUCGCGCGUCAUUUUCGUCCUCGAUGCAUCAGCGCUUUCUAAACAAGCACCUGCUGUCGCUCAGCGUUUCUUGGAUACAUUGACCAUGGUGCGACAAAAGAACUUGCCGUUCGAGUCGGUGCUUGUGCUGGCCAACAAAUCAGACUUCUUCACGGCACUGGACAAGCAAGGCGUCAGUAAAGCGCUAGAAGAGGCUAUUGCAGAAAUACGACGAGCAAUGGGUGGUGCAGUGCGUAUGGAAGCCAUGGAGGAGGAACGGGAUGAGCAGGCCUUGGAAUGGCUUGCUGAGUCGGAUGAACGGUUUUCACUGGCGGGAGAAGGCAUCGAGGUGCUUUGUGGGAGUGUGCUCAAGGGACAAGGCAUGCAGACUCUGUCUGACUGGCUCGACUGA
Protomyces lactucae-debilis is the source of this 726-nucleotide messenger RNA. Its product is annotated as signal recognition particle receptor beta subunit-domain-containing protein. The transcript has a single exon. The coding region runs from base 1 to 726 and encodes 241 amino acids. The record is from RefSeq and is a predicted model, not a curated record. NCBI's taxonomy places the organism in Eukaryota, Fungi, Ascomycota, Taphrinomycetes, Taphrinales, Protomycetaceae.